GGUCAUGGGCUUUGUCUUGUGGAAGCAUAUAGCCAUAUACCUGCUUUGCUUCUUCCUAACUUGAGCUGAAAACUACUUGGUUUCUCUGGUUUGAGAUAUUAUUAGGUGGUAAAUGGGUCUGUCGAACUUUCCCGGCGCAUCGGAGGGCGUGCUACCGGUGCUGGUAAUGAACACGGUGCUGUCGGUGGCGCUACUCAAGAACAUGGUGAGAUCCGUGUUCCAAGUAAUGAGUGGCGCCAAUGUGGUGGCUUCUCAGACCCUAGAGGAGGACGCAGAUGAGUACCCGGAAGUUGCGAGAGAGAGAAGAAUCUCGGUGGCCCGGUACAGGUCGCUGUGCCACAGGAAAAGCAAGAGAGGAGGGAGAUUGGCUAUGGCGGAGUGUUGCGUGUGUCUGUGUGGGUUUGAAGCGGAGCAAGAGGUUAGUGAAUUGUCUUGCAAGCAUUUCUUCCACAAAGGUUGCUUGGAGAAAUGGUUCGACAACGACCACACCACUUGCCCUCUUUGCCGCUCUGUUUGCUAAUAUAGAUGAAACAAGAACAAGGCUCUGUUUUUUUUUUUUUUUUUUUUACCGAAUUAAGCUGAGGUUUUUGGAGUCCUAGUUAAACUGUUCCUCCACUGUACCUUUUUUUUUUUUUUUUUUUUUUCUGUUGCUUUUUUUAGCAGGAUUAAUAGAGAGACGUCUUUUGACAAUCUUGCUUUGGUUUUGUUUUGUGUGUACAAAUAAGUACCAGUUGAGAAGAUGAACAAUAAAGGAAAGUUUCUACUUGUAUGGUUUCUGAUUCUGCUUCCAAAUCUGAGGAACUCAAAGUUGGGUACUUGAUACAAGGAUAAGGUAAGUUUAUGUCUUUGAAGUAACUAAACAAACAAAGUGGAGCACAUGUCUUUAAGAUUUCAGCAUGUUUGGUAUAUGCCAUUUCAGAAAGAGAUAUCAUUCUGAUACCAUUUGAAAACACAGGCUUAUGAAUUUGAUGCUUUUCUUUAUUGGGUUAGAACAAAUCAAUUAGUUCUUUCCAGUUUCCACAACGGGAACUAUAAAAAAAUUAACUUGCCUUUUUUUUUUCCCGUGCUGUGUUUUGUAAGCAACAGACUCGGAAGGUUCUGAUCUACAAAGGCAUAACAUCUUACAAUUGUGGUCUAAAAUUGUGGCUGCUAAAAUAAAAAACAUAUUACAAACUUUUAAUUAAGCUCAAUUUCAAAAGCAAUCAUGAACAAUACUGAUAACACACCAAAUCUUGUGAGGUACAAAUUUGAAAGCAACCUAAUGGCUUUGACAUUAUUUAUAGCUGGUGACUUGGCACAAGUUUACCCCACAACCCUGAACUGUAAAAAUCUUAUUGAGGGCUAUAAAGGGUUAUCUAUACUAUCCAUUCUCAGUAAUCUGACAUGGUCAUCUGCCUCAUCUGGAAUUUCUUGUGCUCGAAAUUGAUAAACGCAGCAGCUUCACCAUCAACAUCUUCAUACUGCGUCACAGUCUGUGGCCUCCUCGGUGCCUCGAAUACGCGCUCCUCAUUGCUGAACCUAACAUGGUGUUUUUGGCGGUGAUGGGAGUUGGUGGUAGCAGGUGCCCUAUUAGGCAUAGGUUCCUGAACUGCAGAUGCAAAGUACUGGAACUCAUUUGAUGAACUAUUGAAGGACAUGAUUUUCUUUUCUACAAGUAGUAGUUCUCAAUUAUGCUUUUGUUUGGUUAAAGAGUGCUCGAGGACUUAUAUAGAGAUAUGGAAAAUGAAAAAACGUGGGUAGUGAGUUGAUUUGAAAUUUGAGCUGCAUUAGAUUCCUGUACGAUAAGAUUGAAUCUAAUGCUCUCUUUCCGGAGCUUGGUGGUCUAAAGAAUCUCAUAAAGAAAAAGAAUCGAAUGGUUCUAAUGAGAUGUAAACCAUCUGAUUAUAAAAGCUAGAAUAUUGAUACUGCGGCUUAAGAUAUUUCAAAUCAACUUGGGAACUUUUGGAAUGGAAUAUCUAAAACGAAAUUCGGAUAUUAUUCAUACGACUGGGUACAGUUUUUUUUUUUUUUGGAUCAAAUUGUAAAAUGCAUUAAUUAAAGGCAACAAGCCCAGCAUAAUACACACCGUCCAAAAGGGCCAAAGACACUAAGCCCAAAAGGGCAAGCAGCAUAAGCCUAAAACAUGAACAAGAUCCCACAAAGGGGAGACAAAGCCCAGCCCAAAAACUGCAAUCUUCAUCUUCCUCAGCCAGAUCAGAGAACCACCGACAGAGAGGGGUGGAGGUGUUUCGCCGACGCCAAUCAAUGGAUUUCCGGAUGCCAUAUCCAUUUCUUUUUCCCCGGUCCGAAGAGGUUUGGGUUCUCGUGAAGGAGAUCCCAGCCUCACGCCUGUCACGGGGCUUGAACCAUGUGAUUGCUUGUGACAACUGCC
Molecule: messenger RNA, 2371 nt
Organism: Rosa rugosa (rugosa rose)
Lineage: Eukaryota; Viridiplantae; Streptophyta; Magnoliopsida; Rosales; Rosaceae
Product: probable E3 ubiquitin-protein ligase XERICO
Exons: 1
Coding region: 113-520 (135 amino acids)
Molecular function (GO): zinc ion binding
Source: RefSeq, a predicted model, not a curated record